AUGGCUCUCAGCUUCUUCAGCAGCGGCGGAAGCUCAAGUAGCGCCAAGUACUUCGACAUUAGAUUGAACGAUGAAUAUAUUGUGUUUCGCGGUGGUGAACAUGAGGCCGCCAGCGCCCACCUGCGGGGCACUCUGAUUCUCUGCUUAUCAGAGCCCUUGACCAUUAAACACCUCCGACUGCAGCUGACGGGCAUGUCUCGCGUGUGUUGGCAACUACCAUCGACCUCCGCCUCCGGGGGGCGCAAAUCGUGGCGGGAGCGGGUCUUCUACGAUAAGACAUGGCGAUUCCGGGACCCGGGUAAGGGAAAAACCGAGAUUCUUCCGGCGGGCAACUAUGAGUACCCCUUCGAUGUCGUCUUAGAGGGCUCGAUGCCUGAGAGCGUGGAGGGGUUGUCCGAGACAUGGGUGAUGUAUCGCUUCAAGGCCGAGAUCGGUCGCAAAUACGCCAAAGACAUUGUCGCCCGCAAACCCCUCCGAAUUAUCCGCACUCUGGAUCCCAGCGCCCUCGAGCUCUCACAUGCAAUGUCGGUGGACAACAUCUGGCCAAACAAGAUCGAAUAUUCCAUCAGCACUCCGACCAAAGCCAUCGUGUUUGGCACGGCCAUCCAUGUCGAUUUCAAAUUGAUUCCGCUCUUGAAGGGCCUUCGAAUCGGUACAAUUACGUCACAAUUGAUCGAAAGUCAUGAUCUCACCUUGAAUCCCGAAGACCCUGAUUCUAUUCGCAAUACAUAUAAAAUUACCCGGACAAUUCUGACCGACGAACAUGAGAUGGAUGAGGACAGCUUCGAAAUCAUCGAUGAAGCCGCGGAGGGGUACCAUUGCGCGCGUGUGCUCGACAUGCCACAAACCUUGACCCGCUGUCUGCAGGAUACGGACACCAAGGGCAUCAAAGUGCGCCACAAGCUCAAGUUCCGCAUUCAGCUGCACAACCCGGAUGGACACGUUAGCGAGCUCCGCGCGACGCUUCCCGUCUCUAUUUUCAUCUCACCACAUCUCGCUAUUGACGAAAACAACAAUCUCCUAGGGCAAACACCCCAAUCGACCCGGAUGGCAGUGGAUGAUUUCGCUCACCAGGCCCCUCCCCUCUACGGCGAGCACACUUUCGAUCAGUUAUAUAGUGAACUGGACCCCAGUGGCUAUCGUACACCAGGCCCCGGCAGUGGUCCGGGCACUCCGUUCGGCCCUCUCAGUCGCAACAUGUCGUCUGAGAACCUUGCCUCUAUGAACGCCUUGACCAACACUGAUAUCUCGGCAUCGGCGCUGCACCACCGUCUCACCAAUUUAAAUGCCAGCACGCGACACCACCCCGCUACCCCCAGUGCAGUGACACCGGGUGUGAUGACCCCCAGCGAAGGAUUCCAUGGAUCCCAAUCCCCAAUUGACAACCACCCCAUCCACCGUCAACUUAAUGUCCCGAAUGAUUACUUCGGACCCUCCUCUGGAUCCAACUCGCACAGUCAUGGCAGUCCGGAAUUGUCGCGCCGACCCUCCGAUGAAGUGGACCACGAAGCCCUCCCCUCAGGCAUGGCCACUCCCUUCCACCCUCAGUAUGCCGAGGUGGAAACCCUCAGCCGGGUACCCAGCUACUCAACCGCCGUGCGCUGUGCGGUUCGACCUCGUGAUUCGGGUCUCCCAGACUAUAACGCCGUGAUCGCCAGCAGCUUGCCCACGAUCUCCGUUCCCCAGUCGCCCCAACAGGCCUACCUUCGCAGUGGUCGAACAAGUGGCAUAGCGACUCCCUUAGAGGUGCAGAACCGCCCCGGAUAUUUCCACUCCCACGGCACCCAUGCUGACGACGAGGAUCGCAGACUUAGACUCGAACAAGCGCGCGCCCGAGCAUGA
Molecule: messenger RNA, 1842 nt
Organism: Penicillium salamii
Lineage: Eukaryota; Fungi; Ascomycota; Eurotiomycetes; Eurotiales; Aspergillaceae
Source: the annotation of a GenBank genome assembly